This is a messenger RNA of Daktulosphaira vitifoliae (grape phylloxera), 6196 nucleotides long. It is a transcript of the gene Fhos, whose product is annotated as FH1/FH2 domain-containing protein 3. The transcript has 24 exons. Gene Ontology annotation, molecular function: actin filament binding. Gene Ontology annotation, cellular component: cytoskeleton; cytoplasm. The coding region runs from base 97 to 5838 and encodes 1913 amino acids. NCBI's taxonomy places the organism in Eukaryota, Metazoa, Arthropoda, Insecta, Hemiptera, Phylloxeridae. The record is from RefSeq and is a predicted model, not a curated record. Gene Ontology annotation, biological process: actin filament network formation; cortical actin cytoskeleton organization.
CCGGCAUUCAAUACUCCGGUGCACAUUGCGUUGUUGACAUUUCUUAUUGAGCAGUCGAACUGUAACUUUACGUCUAGAUGAUAUGAAGUUUUAAGCAUGACUUCGUCUUAUAGAAGUUCAAUUCCACCAUGGAGAUCUUCAAAUCAGAAGUACUCUUCAUCUUCUACAGAACGCCCUUCUACGUUGGGUACAAAUUCAAGUAGGUUUUUAAGUGGUAGUUCAUAUAGAGCUUUAACUGGAAAUUCUGCUCUUCCAAUGCGUACUUACAAUGAUUCGGGUUCUGUUACGGCUCUUAAAGAUAAGUUCUCCUCAAUGGCAAGAGAUAAAGCGGUUUUAGCGGAUAAACGGAUGAGAGUAGCUUCUUCAGGUUUUGGUAAUAAAUCUUUGUUAAAACCUGGUGGCAAUAAUCGUUAUGGAACGCCUGCCCCUAAAAGUCCAGUAAAAGAUCAACCCAUAACAGUAUUUGGGGUAUGUAAUGUUCCGGAAAUCAGAACUGAACAUCCAGUAGAUGUUAUGAUGACAAUAGUAACCCGAGGAACAUCUCCCACACCACCAGCGCACAGUAAUUUUCUUCGAAGUAAGCAUGCCGGCCAACAAGAAGUUUCCAUGUCAACAAAACGACGAUCAUAUAAUCGAGGCGUCGACAUUAAUGUUCAGACUGAUGAAAAAUUUCUGCGUAGUAUGCCUAGCAUAAAAGCAUCUUCAAUACCUAUUUCUAGAUAUAAAGUUAAUAGACUUGGAUAUAAUUCAACAUCAAAAGAUACCGGAUCAACAAGUGAAAAUUCAGGUCUUGAUCAAGAUUCAAAUUUGUCAGAUUCGUCAAACUUUGGGAAAUCUCAAUCGAGUGGAUCAGAUUCAUCAAAACAACCUCAGCCUAAUAGGAGUAGAAAAAGUUCUACAGAAAAAAGUCGAGAAGAAUUGUCUAUUAGCCGCUCCACGUCUGUUUCAAACACUGCAGAAGAAAAGCCUCCGUCUGGUCGAAAAUCUGACGAACCUAAAUUAGUAACGAUUAAAAGUUUAACACCAGUUCUCAGUAAAGCUAUCAUCACAGAAAUUCCAAAACCCCAAUAUCCAUUGAAAAAAUUAGAACCCUCGUCAGAUAAUAUCGAGUGGUUGCAAGAAUCAACAAAUAAAGAAAAUAAAAAUGAAAAACGUUCACCAAAUAAUACAGAAAAUAAUAUGAAAAAUGAUGGUAUGAACAAUUAUUUUUCUAGUAAAAUUCCUACUUAUCAUUUACGAAAAAUGGACUCAUCUGACAGAAAUCAAUGGUUAAAAGAAGCAGAACAAGACAUAAAUAUAGAGGAUUCAUACACAUAUCCAGAUAGUACGUCAUGUUCAGACGCUUUAAACAAUAAUUCAAUUUUAAAUAGAAGUCAUCCUUAUGGUAUAAAAAAAAUAGACUCGUCUGAUCGAAAUCAAUGGCUUCUUGAUGCUGUACAUCAUGAAUUAAAAAAAGAAAAAUCAAUAUCACGUAAUGGUAGUACAUCUAAUCUGGAUACAUGUCAUAGCAGUUCAAAUUCAAUAAAAAGUACAACGUGUGAUCUUAUGCUUAAUAACAAUUUCCAUAAUAAACAAUGGAUGGACGAAGUAGAAAGACAAGAAGAUAUUUUACAAAAUUCUUUAUUAAAUAGGAAUGAAAUCAUCAAUUCUGAUUUUAAUAACAGUAAUUAUUCUUCAGUUAAAGCUCCAUCAUAUAAUCUUAGAAAAAUGGAUUCAUUCGAUACCCCUUGGUGGUUAAGUGGUGAAAAAGAUAACAGUGAUGGUUCAAAAUUCACAAAAAGUAACAGUGAUCGGUCGAUAAAAAGUCCUGAUCUUACUAAAUCGUCUAUAGUCAGAAAAAUGGAUUCAUUUGAUAGUCCUUGGUGGCUUUCUGAAGAUGAAAAUAAACAUAUACUUUCUAAUAGUGAUAACUCAUUAAGUAAACCAAACGGAGUACAUGAAAGUAAAUGGUCUUUAAAUAAUGGAUAUGAUGAUAAAACACAAUAUUUAAAUCACAUUGGAAAUAUAUAUUUAGAUGAAACUGAUAAUUAUUAUUUAAAUAACAAUAAUUUUGAUUCUUGGAAUAACGAAAACACAUUAGAUAACAUAGAAGAUUUUAGUGAGCCUCAUUGGUGGACAGAAGAGUAUAAAAAUGAAGACACUAUAAGCACAAGUAUUUCGACUGAAAAACCACGUGAUGAUCCUAAUCGACUCGAACAACCAAAUAUUAAAAAAGUUAGAAAAAUGGACUCAUAUGAUAGCCCAUCAUGGCUAGCUAGUGAGGAAUCUGAAUCACAAAGUCAUGAACUUAAACACCCAAGUACAGAAGAUAUUUUAAGUUCAAGUUCAAAGCCAAUAGAAACUGUCAAUAGUAGCCCUGAUUGGUGGGCAGAAAAAAAUGAAAGUGACGAUUUUAUUCGUGUAAAAAGAACAUCUUUACGGAUAAAAAAAAUUGAAAGAGUCGAAAGUAAAGAGAAAUUUGACGAAACGCAUAUUAAAGAACCAAUAGAACCUAACUUGCAAGAUGAAUUAGAUCAAUUAAUGUUAUUUAUUGGUGGUUGUAGAAAUAUUGACGAAAUAUUGGGAAAUGAAGCACCCCCUCCGGCUGCACCAAAAACUCCUGCUGAUAGCGAUUCAGACGAUUGUGUUGAAAUUGGAGUAGAUCAAGUUCAUAUACAUGAUAGCAGAGCACAAACAUCAACUAUACAAAAUAAAUUAUAUACGUUGGACGACGCCGCCCUGCAACUCUACAAGGACGGCGAUUUCGGAUCGUACUUGGAUAUGGAGGCGUCCAUAUCGGAACAACAAGAGGAGUUCGAUGGAUUCCAAAACGAUAAAAGGAACUCGAUCGUUCUACGCACGCAGUUGUCAGUCAAAGUACACACAAUAAUUGACAAACUGAUAAACUCUGAAGGAAAGGAGCUAAGAAGAUGUUUGUUCGCGCUGAAGCACAUAUUCCAGGAGGAUAAAGAUUUGGUUCAUGAGUUUAUUCAAAAUGAUGGUCUCAAAUGUCUCAUUAAGUUAGGUUCAGAUGUUGACCAAAACUACCAAAAUUACAUAUUAAGAGCACUUGGUCAAGUUAUGCUAUACGUAGAUGGUAUGAACGGUGUCAUUGAAGAUAAUUCAACAAUCCAAUGGCUAUAUUCAUUAUUAACAUCAAGAUUCAGGCUAGUAGUUAAAACUGCAUUAAAACUACUUCUAGUCUUCAUUGAGUACGUCGAAUCAAAUUGUUUGAUCUUCCUACAAGCCGUCCACACAGUACAUCAGUCUAAUAGUACUCCACUGUGGAGUAAUGUAAUGAAAAUACUUACUGAACCCGAUAUGAUUGAUACUGAACUUUUGGUUUACGCGAUGACUUUAAUUAAUAAGACUUUGAAUGGUAUACCUGACCAAGACACUUAUUAUGACCAAGUUGAUGCUAUUGAAGAACAGGGUAUGGAACAAGUCAUUCAAAAAUACAUGUCAAAACCUGGUACAGAACUCGAUCUCUUAAGACAGCUCCAAAUAUACGAAGUUGUUUUACAACACGAAGAUGGUGAUAACAAAUCAACUCCCAUUAGAGUAGACCAUUCUAUUAGGAAAACUUUAAGGAAUCGAAAAUCCUUAACUUCUUCAUUAGACACAAUGGAAAGAAGAAAAUCUAGAAGACAUUCAGCCGGUAAUUUGUCAAUUCAAAUGCCGUUACUGAUGGAAAGACUAGAAAUUAAUUCACCGUUACCGAAAUCAACUAAUAAAUUACCUCAUCCAGGGGAAGAUGCUGGAGUUACUCCUGGCUUAAAAAGAAGGAGAGAACGUGCUCAAAGACAAAGGAGCAUGCUUCGAGAACAAUAUAAAAAUAAUAUUUCUCGACCAGACUGGUCAAGUACUGAUGAUCAAGGUGAAAGUUCCGAAGGGCAAAAUGGAUUGUAUCCUCUUAAUUUGUCACUUUGUAAUGGAGAAUCACAAGUCCAAAGGGAGAGUUCGGUUAAAGACUUGACACAAAAAUUAACGAAUCUUCGAAGUCCAGAUGAGUCUCCGACAAAACUUGCACCUCCUCUAGGCGACAUGAAAGGAAUAAUAUCAAAAGCCAUGGAAGGACUUGCUAAAUCUCAAUCAAAAAAUGAGAUGGUAAAAAGUCCUACUUCAGAGGCAUCCGUUGAUAUAGUAUCUAAGAAGACUGAAACAGAUUUACAUUGGGAAAAACUAGUUAGCGAAUGUGAUCGUUCUCUUCAACUAUGUGAUUUGGACUUUUCAACUCUUCACUCCGAUGAUGACACAGACAUAUUAGAGCCAUCUUCAUUGUUGGGCGGUGUUCCUCCACCACCACCACCUUGUCCUAUAUUACCAUCAACACAACAACAUGUUGUAAAAAAAACUAAGAAGACUGUAAAACUAUUUUGGAAGGAAGUUCGAGAUGAUCCGAUCGCUAGAAUUAAAUUAAAUUCCGAACGUUUGCUAUGGGAAGAUCUCAGCCCAGUUGAAGUUGAUACUCAUAAACUCGAGCAUUUAUUCGAAUCUCGAGCUAAAGAUUUUAUUACUAAGAAACAACAAGAAAUGAAUAAAACUAAAGAAGUUAUUGUGUUAGAUCCCAAAAGAUCAAAUGCUAUAAAUAUAGGCAUGACUAAAUUACCUCCACCUAGGUCUAUCAAAGCUGCUAUAUUAAAAAUGGAUCCAACUGUUAUUAAUAGAGAAGGGAUAGAGAAACUCAUGACUAUGCUACCGACUGAGGAAGAACGUACAAAAAUUCAAGAAGCACAAUCAUCUUGUCCAGAUCUCCCACUUGGAAAUGCAGAACAGUUCCUACUUACACUAGCAUCUAUAUCAGAGCUUCCAGCUCGAUUAAAGUUAUGGUCUUUCAAGUUAGAUUAUGAAAAUAUAGAAAAAGAAAUAGCUGAACCACUAAUGGAUCUUAUGCAAGGAAUAAAUAUUUUAAAAACCAAUCAGACCUUUAGAGCUAUAUUGGGCACAUUGUUGUCAGUAGGUAUAUUUUUAAAUGGUACAGAAGUGAAAGGUUUCCAAAUAGAAUAUUUAGCCAAAGUGCCAGAAGUUAAAGAUACCGUGCACAAGCACUCUCUUCUACAUCAUUUAUGUCACAUUGUUAUGGAUAAAUUUCCCGAUUCUACAGACUUAUAUUCGGAGAUUGGAGCUAUUACGCGUGCUUCUAGAGUUGAUUUCGGUGAAGUAACUGUCACAUUAUCGAGAGUCGAACAGGAAUGUAGAGCUUCUUUUGAUCAUCUCAAAACGAUUAGCAAACACGAUGGAGCAUUAGCUAUUAAAACUAAGAUGUCGGAAUUCCUCGCCGACUGUGUUGAGCGUAUAGUAGUGUUAGGUAAAGUGCACCGACGAGUGAUGAAUCGUUUCAAUAAGUUUUGUCUUUGGCUCGGAAUACCUUUACACAAAGUUCAAUUUACAAAACCAAACGAAUUGUGUCGAACGGUAUCUGAGUUUGCUUUAGAAUACCGUACGACACGAGAGCGUGUCAUUCAACAGCUCCACAAGAAGGCUAGCCAUCGUGAACGUAAUAAAACUCGAGGCAAGAUGAUCACCGAAGUUGGAAAAAACAACAACCAUAAUUCAGCCGACACAGAACUCCGGCAACUGUUGGACAAAGAUCCUUCUAGUAGAAUAUAUUCUUGGAGAAAUCAAGGCCGUCACUCAAUUGCAAAUACAAAUGGUGUUAACUUGAAUAACAAUGAUGACGAAUUAAUUGAAAGUCUUGUGAAAACUGUUACGGCCACUCCUGGAACCAAUCCGAGAACAACUCAGAGAGAACGAAAACGAACUAAGGACGCUCACAGAAAAUCACUCAUCAAAAGGUCUCGAACUAGAGAUGCUAUAUCAAGGCAAAGUAGCAGUCAUUCUCGUAACUCGAUGUCGUAGUGUUGUAAGACGUACGUUGCGGAAUGGACUAACUGAUGAAGAUAAAAAACACUUAGCAUCUUUCAUAAAAGGAUACUGAACUGUGAUAUACAUGACAUCGAAUUUUAUGACUGAUAAAUAAUAUAUGUACUUGUAAUUUCUUUAUUGUUUUCCUAUUGAAUCAAUUUUUUAUAGUUAAAAUAACAGUCUCAAUUUUAUUUUUACUGCUGUUUUGUUUCACUGUAUAUAAUCAAUCAAGCAUUACAAUAUGACAACAUUAUCAUUUAUUUAAAUUAUUGCUUAACAGUUAUGUUGAAUAUAAAUGUAUUUAUUGAAUAGUUUUGUGAUUUUUAAGCUAAAUAAAUGUUAUUUAAAUCAA